AUGGUAUUUUUGAUCAACGAGAAGAAAAAAGAUUUAGAGAAAUUGGAUAAAGAAAUUUCCGAAUUGAAGAACCGUAUUCGACCUCUAGUGGAGAGUGGAGAUUAUGUGGGACUCUUGGAUAGAAUGGAAAAGAGAAUAAAAGAUCUGGAAGAGACCAUUAGGGAAACAAAAAGGAAGAAAAUCCUGAGAGAUCAGAUGGACUACAAAACUCAAUCACAGAGGAAUUGGAAAGAAGAGAUCAGACCACAUUAUCAAUCUCCAGGGCAAGAAAGAAACAGACCAGAAUCAAGAUCUCAACAGCACUAUAUGACAUAUAGAGAUGCACUUAUCUCUCACCACCCGCCUAUAAGAACAUAUUCACGCAACUAUCCAUAUAAUGGAUAUGGAUAUACAAGAAGGAAUGAUAAUAGAAAUGACAGAUACCAACAACAUAAUUUACAGAGGAACGCUAUGUAUAGAAGCCACCAGAAUAGAGAAAGGCAUCAAUAUACUCAAACACCACACAACAGGAGAAUACACACUUUGGAAAAACCAAGAGAUCCAAAACAACAACGUCCAACCCCCACUAGGACAAGUCAUACCAACAGAUCUCCAGAACAAAUGAGAAAUCGACUACAAGAUGGUAUAUCUGUAUCAAAGUACGUACUGAGGACCUCCCAUCCAAUGUAUUUUUAG
This is a messenger RNA of Pelobates cultripes (western spadefoot toad), 675 nucleotides long. NCBI's taxonomy places the organism in Eukaryota, Metazoa, Chordata, Amphibia, Anura, Pelobatidae. The record is from the annotation of a GenBank genome assembly.